Molecule: messenger RNA, 719 nt
Organism: Drosophila subpulchrella
Lineage: Eukaryota; Metazoa; Arthropoda; Insecta; Diptera; Drosophilidae
Gene: Gpa2
Product: thyrostimulin alpha-2 subunit
Exons: 2
Coding region: 35-430 (131 amino acids)
Biological process (GO): cell surface receptor signaling pathway
Molecular function (GO): hormone receptor binding
Source: RefSeq, a predicted model, not a curated record
AUUGGGCACAUAGCCUAUUUCAACAGUUGCCAAGAUGAGGUCGGUUGAAUUACUGGUGCUCCUCUGCUGCUCCUCCUGGCUUAUAAUCGGCGGGAGUAACUCGGUGAGCAACGACGCCUGGCUACGUCCUGGUUGCCAUAAAGUUGGAAAUACGCGAAAAAUGUCCAUCCCGGAUUGCGUGGAGUUUAUCAUAACGACCAAUGCGUGCCGUGGAUUCUGCGAAUCCUACUCGGUACCCUCCGUUUCCUGGACAGGAGCGUCGACGGCUGCUUUAUUCAAGCCACCCAAGCCAGUUGUGAGUGUGGGCCAAUGCUGCAAUAUGAUGAAGUCAGAUGAGAUACAACGCCGCGUGUUAUGCAUUGAUGGAAUUCGAAACGUUACAUUUAAAAGUGCAGUGUCCUGCAGCUGCUAUCACUGUAAAAAGGAUUAGGUGCAAGGAGAAAGUGACUGAGCCACUUCUAAAUACGAUAAUCUUCCUACAUAAUUAAAUAUGAAAAAUAAUUACAAUAAUUGAAUUAUUCGUAAAUUAUACCACGGUGGGCAAAAAGUAGGGUAAAUUAGCUUGUCAACUUAAAAACAAACUUUAUUUAAAAAAUCAGUUUUAUCCCUUUAAAGUAGUCCCUUCCUGAUAAAAAACAGUUAUGACAACAAUUUUUUACAAUGCUCAAAACGAUAUGCAUCGAAUUUUUUGCGAAAUGGUCACGAAGAACGAAGUAUUU